AUGGACGAGAAAUCCGCCUACCCUCGCUAUCCCAAGGUCUCCUUAGGCCAAGCCAUUGCGAUCGGGCUUGGGGCUGGCGCUGUCGGUGCGACCAUAAUGACGCUGUCCAACAAACUCGAACAAGCUGUCACCUACCGGCCGAACUCCUACGUGCCUGGCCACACGACCGGUGCCCUCCUCAACAUUCCCCGUGACCGCCAUCCCGACGUCCUCAACCAAGUCCAUCACUACGGCAUGGGGAUCGUGACGGGACCCAUCCGCGCCUUGAUGGCCUACUAUGGCGUCAUCGGUCCCUUUGCAUCGUUCCUCUUCACGGGACUGAGGAUUGCGGCGGAUCAGGUGGUGGAGAAUGCGGCAGGGACAUCGGCGCUACCGUGGACGUGGCCCAUCAACGAGCAGGUUAUCGAUCUGCUCCAUAAGGGUGUCUUUGCGCUUAUGACGGGGUACAUCUGUGAUAGGGCGGUGAGGGGUGUGGACUGGUUUAAUAGAUAA
Molecule: messenger RNA, 492 nt
Organism: Endocarpon pusillum Z07020
Lineage: Eukaryota; Fungi; Ascomycota; Eurotiomycetes; Verrucariales; Verrucariaceae
Exons: 2
Coding region: 1-492 (163 amino acids)
Source: RefSeq, a predicted model, not a curated record